AUGGCCACCCAGCUCUGCUCUCCGAUCUUCUCCUCUGGGUCCAUCAAAGGCCUCUGUGGCACCACAGGUGGCGUCUCUCGGGUGUCCUGUGUCCGCUCUGUGGGCUCCUGCAGAGUCUCUGGCCUUUCUGGUGUUGGGGGGUCAGCCUCCUCUGUCAGGCUGGGCCUCUCCGGCCUUGGGAGCUGCUUGCCUCGUUCCUACCUGUCCUCUGGGUACCACUCCUCCUGCUUUACCGGGAGCGGGGGCUUGUUCUGCGAGGGCUCCUUCAAUGGCAACGAAAAGGAGACCAUGCAGUUCCUGAAUGACCGGCUGGCCAGCUACCUGGAGAAGGUGCGCCAGCUGGAGCGGGAGAACGCCGAGCUGGAGUGCCGCAUCCGGGAGCGGAGCCAGCAACAAGACCCCCUUGUGUGCCCCAACUACCAGUCCUACUUCCGGACCAUUGAGGAGCUCCAGCAGAAGAUCCUGCUGACCAAGGCUGACAAUGCCAGGCUGGUCCUGCAAAUUGACAAUGCUAAGUUGGCUGCUGACGACUUCCGAACCAAGUACGAGACGGAGCUGGGCAUGCGGCAGCUGGUGGAGGCUGACACCAAUGGACUGCGCCGGAUCCUGGACGAACUGGCUCUGUGCAAGGCCGACCUGGAGAUGCAGGUGGAGUCCCUGAAGGAGGAGCUGAUGUGCCUCAAGAAGAACCACGAGGAGGAAGUCAACACACUUCGAUGCCAACUUGGGGACCGGCUGAAUGUGGAGGUGGAUGCUGCCCCCCCAGUGGAUCUCAACAAGAUCCUGGAUGAUAUGAGAUGCCAGUAUGAGGCCCUGGUGGAAAAUAACCGCAGAGACGUGGAGGCCUGGUUCAACACCCAGACUGACGAGCUGAACCAGCAAGUGGUGUCCAGCUCGGAGCAGCUGCAGUGCUGCCAGACAGAGAUCAUUGAGCUGAGACGCACGGUCAAUGCCCUGGAAAUCGAGCUGCAGGCCCAGCACAGCAUGCGGAAUUCCCUGGAAUCCACCCUGGCGGAGACCGAGGCCCGCUACACCUCCCAGCUGGCUCAGAUACAGUGCCUGAUCAGCAACGUGGAGGCUCAGCUGUCCGAGAUCCGCUGUGACCUGGAGCGGCAGAGCCAGGAGUACCAGGUCCUCCUGGACGUCAAGGCCCGCCUGGAGUCGGAGAUCACCACCUACCGCUGCCUGCUGGAGGGAGAAGACUGCAAUCUGCCUGCCCACCCUUGUGCCAUGGAAUGCAAGCCUGCCGUUAGAGUUCCUUACAUCUCAAGUGUGCCCUGCGCCCCGGCUCCCCAGCUCAGCACCCAGAUCCGUACCAUCACGGAGGAGAUCAGAGAUGGGAAAGUCAUUUCCAGCAGGGAGCGCGUGCAGCCGCUGUAA
Eubalaena glacialis (North Atlantic right whale) is the source of this 1380-nucleotide messenger RNA. Its product is annotated as keratin, type I cuticular Ha6-like. The record is from RefSeq and is a predicted model, not a curated record. The transcript is spliced from 7 exons. Gene Ontology annotation, molecular function: structural molecule activity. NCBI's taxonomy places the organism in Eukaryota, Metazoa, Chordata, Mammalia, Artiodactyla, Balaenidae. Bases 1 to 1380 code for a protein of 459 amino acids.